Hyphopichia burtonii NRRL Y-1933 is the source of this 1722-nucleotide messenger RNA. RefSeq names its product mannose-6-phosphate isomerase (gene PMI1). The transcript has a single exon. NCBI's taxonomy places the organism in Eukaryota, Fungi, Ascomycota, Pichiomycetes, Serinales, Debaryomycetaceae. Gene Ontology annotation, cellular component: cytosol. Gene Ontology annotation, biological process: carbohydrate metabolic process; GDP-mannose biosynthetic process. Gene Ontology annotation, molecular function: mannose-6-phosphate isomerase activity; zinc ion binding. The coding region runs from base 226 to 1557 and encodes 443 amino acids. The record is from RefSeq and is a predicted model, not a curated record.
GGAGUAAUAAAUCUGUUGAUGUUUCUUUUUUCCGCUUACUUACUCCUGCUGCUUUCGUCCAUUACAUAAGCACUUAUGUAAUGGUGCCUGGUGCACAAAAUUGUAAACAAGAGUCCGAAUUUUGGGAAAUUCAGGCAUCGUGUUAAUAAAAAAGAUAUAAAUAUUGAUACAUUCCGUUCUUUGCUACCUACUUACAGGUUGUUCCUUGAGUUUGAAUAAAACAAAAUGUCUGACCAAUUAUUUAGAAUCAACUGCGGAUACCAAAACUAUGAUUGGGGGAAGAUUGGGUCCUCUUCAGCCGUUGCCCAAUUUGCAUCACGUUCUGACCCAACUACCAAGAUUGAUGAAAGUAAGCCAUAUGCAGAGUUAUGGAUGGGGACCCAUCCUUCUGUUCCAUCCAAGGUUGUUGAACCCACCAGUGGGAACAACGGAGAAAUCUUGAGAAGCUUAAUUAGCCAACAUCCAAAAGAAUUAUUGCACCAAAGUAUUAUUGAUAAAUUUGGUUCUGAUAAAGAAUUACCAUUUUUGUUUAAAGUAUUGAGUAUUGAAAAAGUUUUGUCUAUUCAGGCUCAUCCAGAUAAAAAAUUAGCUGCCCAAUUACAUGCCAAUGACCCUAAGAAUUAUCCUGACGAUAACCAUAAACCAGAAAUGGCGGUGGCCGUUACUGAUUUUGAAGGUUUCUGUGGAUUCAAGCCUUUGGAAGAAAUUGCAUUAACGUUGAAAGUUAUUCCUGAACUUAGGGAAAUUGUUGGUGAAGCCUUAUCUGAAGAAUUCAUUGGUGGUAUCAAAUCAAAUGUUACUAAAGGUGAUUCUGACGAUGUAAACAAUCGUAAAUUAUUACAAAAAAUUUUUGGGGCUUUAAUGAACACCGAUGAAAAAACCAUUGCUUCAAAAGCUGCUUCUUUAGUGGACAGAGCCACUACCGAUGCUAAGGUUUUCGACCAGAUUUCUCCAAAAUUAGCUAAUUUGAUUUUACGUUUAAAUAAACAAUUCCCAAAUGAUAUUGGUUUAUUCUGCGGUUGUUUAUUAUUAAAUCACGUUCCUUUGAAAAAGGGUGAAGCCAUGUUUUUACAAGCUAAAGAUCCUCAUGCUUAUAUUAGUGGUGACAUCAUGGAAUGUAUGGCUGCUUCCGAUAACGUGGUCAGAGCCGGGUUCACUCCUAAAUUCAAAGACGUUACCAACCUAGUUGAAAUGUUGACUUACGACUACGGUUCAGUUGAUACUCAAAAAAUGCCCUUAUUACCAUUCCCUAAAUCAAAUGGUGAUGCUUCCAAAUCCGUCUUGUAUAAUCCUCCAAUUGCCGAAUUCGCAGUCUUACAAACCAUCUUUGACUCCGUUGCCGAUAAAAAACAAUACUUUGAUGCUUUUGAUGGUCCUUCAAUCGUUAUUGCAACCAAUGGUGAAGGUACUAUUCAAAUCAAAGGUUCUAACGACGUUAAAGACCUUAAAACCGGUUAUACCUACUUUGUUGCUCCAGGUACUGAAAUCGAAUUAACCUCAAAAUCUACCGACGAACCUUUCACCACUUACAGAGCUUUUGUCGAAGCCAAUAUUUAAUUCUUAUAGACUCUUUGAUUAAUAUACUAUUGAUAAACAUCCAUACACCCCCCGCAAUUCAGUAACAAAUAAAUCUUCCAGUAGAAAAUUGUUCUUUUUGCUCGCGCCGAAAAAUUUUCGGUGGUGAACCAGCGAUCAAUUUCGUUGAAUUUACACCUGAUUUGU